GGAGGGGUGGCGGGGCGACAGAUCGGAAGACCAUUGAAAGACUAGCGAGGAGACUUCGGGGACCAGAGACGCGCCUGGGGAGACCUGGGACUCGGGGCGCGCGAGAAUUUCCUUGCACUCGCGGGCAGCGCGCGCGGGAUUGGUCCCAUGGCUGGGACUCGGAGCCGCGGUCCUUGCGGGGGGCCCGGGAUUUGCUACCUUCUUGGCUCCCUGCUCGCCGGACUGCUCUUCCCACGAGCCGUCGCCUUCAAUUUGGAUGUGAUGGGUGCCCUGCGCAAGGAGGGCGAGCCAGGCAGCCUCUUCGGCUUCUCCGUGGCCCUGCACCGGCAGUUACAGCCCAGACCCCAGAGUUGGCUGCUGGUGGGUGCUCCCCAGGCCCUGGCUCUUCCUGGGCAGCAGGCGAAUCGCACUGGAGGCCUCUUUGCUUGCCCCCUGAGCCUGGAGGAGACUGACUGCUACAGAGUGGACAUUGACCGGGGAGCUGAUGUGCAAAAGGAGAGCAAGGAGAACCAGUGGCUGGGAGUCAGUGUUCGGAGCCAGGGGCCUGGGGGCAAGAUUGUUACUUGCGCACACCGAUAUGAGGCAAGGCAGCGAGUGGACCAGAUCCUGGAGACGCGGGACGUCAUUGGUCGCUGCUUUGUGCUAAGCCAGGACCUGGCCAUCCGUGAUGAGUUGGAUGGUGGGGAGUGGAAGUUCUGUGAGGGGCGCCCCCAAGGCCAUGAGCAAUUUGGGUUCUGCCAGCAGGGCACCGCUGCUGCCUUCUCUCCUGACAGCCACUACCUCCUCUUUGGGGCCCCAGGAACCUAUAACUGGAAGGGCACGGCCAGGGUGGAGCUCUAUGUGCAGGGCUUGGCGGACCUGGCACACCUGGACGACGGGCCCUACGAGGCGGGGGGUGAGAAGGAGCAGGACCCCCACCUCAUCCCGGUCCCUGCCAACAGCUACUUUGGUUUCUCCAUUGACUCGGGGAAGGGUCUGGUGCGAGCAGAGGAGCUGAGCUUUGUGGCAGGGGCCCCCCGUGCUAACCACAAGGGGGCUGUGGUCAUUCUGCGCAAGGACAGUGCCAGUCGCCUGGUGCCUGAAGUUAUGCUGUCUGGGGAGCGCUUGACCUCCGGCUUUGGCUACUCACUGGCUGUGGCUGAUCUCAACAAUGAUGGCUGGCCAGACCUAAUAGUGGGUGCCCCCUACUUCUUUGAGCGCCAAGAAGAGCUGGGGGGUGCCGUGUAUGUGUACAUGAACCAAGGAGGUCACUGGGCUGGGGUCUCCCCUCUCCGGCUCUGCGGCUCCCCUGACUCCAUGUUUGGGAUCAGCCUGGCUGUCCUGGGGGACCUCAACCAAGACGGCUUCCCAGAUAUCGCUGUGGGUGCCCCCUUUGAUGGGCAUGGGAAAGUCUUUAUCUACCACGGGAGCAGCCUGGGAGUUGUAGUCAAACCUUCUCAGGUGCUGGAGGGUGAGGCCGUGGGCAUCAAGAGCUUUGGCUACUCCCUGUCGGGAGGCCUGGAUGUGGACGGGAACCAUUACCCUGACCUGCUGGUGGGCUCCUUGGCUGACACUGCUGUGCUCUUUAGGGCCAGACCCAUCCUGCACGUCUCCUAUGAGGUCUUCAUUGCUCCACGAGCCAUUGACCUCGAACAGCCCAACUGUGCUGGUGGCCACUCAGUCUGCGUGGACCUAAGGAUCUGUUUCAGCUACACUGCAGCCCCCAGCAGCUACAGCCCUAUUGUGGCCUUGGAUUAUGUGUUGGAUGGGGACACGGACCGGAGGCUCCGGGGCCAGGUGCCCCGUGUGACCUUCCUGAACCGUAGCCCAGAUGAUCCCAAGCACCAGGCCUCGGGCACCGUGUGGCUGAAGCACCAGCAUGACCGAGUCUGUGGAGACACCAUGUUCCAGCUACAGGAGAAUGUCAAAGACAAGCUACGGGCCAUUGUGGUGACCUUGUCCUACAGUCUGCAGACCCCUCGGCUCCGGCGACAGGCUCCUGGCCAGGGCCUGCCCCCAGUGGCCCCCAUCCUUAAUGCCUACCAGCCCAGCAGCCAGCGGGCAGAGAUCCACUUUCUGAAGCAAGGCUGUGGUGAAGACAAGAUCUGCCAGAGCAAUCUGCAGCUGGUCCAUGCCCGCUUCUGUGCCCGGGUCAGCGACACAGAGUUCCAGCCUCUGCCCAUGGAUGCAGAUGGGACGACAGCCUUGUUUGCACUGAGUGGGCAGCCAGUUAUUGCACUGGAACUGAUGGUCACCAAUCUGCCCUCGGACCCAGCCCAGCCCCAGGCUGAUGGGGACGAUGCCCAUGAAGCCCAGCUCCUGGUCACCCUCCCUGCCUCGCUGCACUACUCAGGAGUCCGGGCCCUGGACCUUGUGGAGAAGCCGCUCUGCCUGUCCAAUGAGAAUGCCUCACAUGUUGAGUGUGAGCUGGGGAACCCCAUGAAGAGAGGUGCCCAGGUGAUCUUCUAUCUCAUUCUGAGCACCUCGGGGAUCACCAUCGAGACCACGGAGCUGGAGGUGGAGCUGCUGUUGGCCACGAUCAGUGAGCAGGAGCUGCACCCAGUCUCUGCCCGAGCCCGUGUCUUCAUUGAGCUGCCACUGUCCAUUGCAGGGGUGGCCAUUCCCCAGCAACUCUUCUUCUCCGGCGUGGUGAGGGGUGAGAGUGCCAUGCGGUCUGAGCGGGAUGUGGGCAGCAAGGUCAAGUAUGAGGUCACGGUCUCCAACCAAGGCCAGUCUCUCAACACCCUGGGCUCUGCCUUCCUCAACAUCAUGUGGCCCCACGAGAUUGCCAAUGGCAAGUGGCUGCUGUAUCCCAUGAGGGUGGAGCUGGAGGGCGGACAGGGGCCUGGGCAGAAAGUGCUCUGUAACCCCAGGCCCAACAUCCUCCACCUGGAUGUGGACAGUAGGGAUAGGAGGCGGCGGGAGCUGGAGCAGCCAGAGCAGCAGGAGACUCAUGAGCAGCCAGAGCCCAGCAUGUCCUGGUGGCGAGUGUCCCCUGCUGAGAAGAAGAAAAACAUCACCCUGGACUGUGCUCGGGGCACGGCCAACUGCAUGGUGUUCAGCUGCCCCCUCUACAGCUUUGACCGUGCGGCUGUGCUGCACGUCUGGGGCCGCCUCUGGAACAGCACCUUUCUGGAGGAGUACUCAGCUGUGAAGUCGCUGGAAGUGAUUGUCCGAGCCAACAUCACGGUGAAGUCCUCCAUCAAAAACUUGCUGCUCAGAGAUGCCUCCACAGUGAUCCCAGUGAUGGUAUACUUGGACCCCGUGGCUGUGGUGGCAGAAGGAAUCCCCUGGUGGGUUAUCCUUCUUGCUGUCCUGGCUGGGCUGCUGGUGCUGGCGUUGUUGGUGCUGCUCCUGUGGAAGAUGGGAUUCUUCAAGCGGGCGAAAUAUCCUGAAGCCGCAGUGCCCCAGUACCACGCGGUGAAGAUCCCGCGGGAAGACCGACAGCAGUUCAAGGAGGAGAAGACGGGAACCAUCCUGAGGAACAACUGGGGCAGCCCCCGGCGGGAGGGCCCCGAUGCUCACCCCAUCCUGGCUGCCGAUGGACACCCUGAGCCAGGCUCUGAUGGGCACCCCGUGCUAGGCACUGCCUAGCUUCCUUUGUCCCAGCUUGGCCCAUGGGCCCCCUCCACCCCUUCCCUAGUGAUGGCUCCUCAGGGUGAAGAGGGUAGAGUGGCUAGCUAGUUUGGCAUCAAGAUUUGGCAGGAUCUGCUUCCUCAGGAGCACAGAGCUCCCCCAACCCAUGAGAACCACCCCCAACUUCCCCUUAGAAUGCUGCGAGACUAGAAUGGGUGAAUCAGGGAUGGGGCUGUGGGCCAGAGUGAGCAGGGCAGGGUGUCUCUGUGCAAAGGUGGGGAGAAGAGAUCCUAUUCCUUCCCUCUCCAUUCACUCCAUGUAACAGGACCCAAGGAGUGCCUUAGCCUAGAGGGUCGGGGAGAAGGUUGUGUCGCUGACUCAGGGUCACAACCUGGUCUCCCGUCUCCUCUGACUUUAGUUUGCUGCAUCAGUCUAGUGGUUUUGUCUAUUUAUUAAAAAAUAUUUGAGAACAAAA
Galeopterus variegatus (Sunda flying lemur) is the source of this 4030-nucleotide messenger RNA. It is a transcript of the gene ITGA7, whose product is annotated as integrin, alpha 7. The transcript is spliced from 25 exons. The record is from RefSeq and is a predicted model, not a curated record. Lineage: Eukaryota; Metazoa; Chordata; Mammalia; Dermoptera; Cynocephalidae. Gene Ontology annotation, cellular component: external side of plasma membrane; integrin complex. Gene Ontology annotation, biological process: integrin-mediated signaling pathway; cell-cell adhesion; cell-matrix adhesion. The coding region runs from base 148 to 3573 and encodes 1141 amino acids. Gene Ontology annotation, molecular function: integrin binding.